Molecule: messenger RNA, 3324 nt
Organism: Mesorhabditis spiculigera
Lineage: Eukaryota; Metazoa; Nematoda; Chromadorea; Rhabditida; Rhabditidae
Source: the annotation of a GenBank genome assembly
AUGUCCUCUGACGAAAGCGGCGAUGACCGCCCACUUCGGGAUGAAGAGGAUGACGCCGACAUCACGAAGAGCGACGAUGAGCAACCGGCCAUUGCUUCGGAUGAUGACGACGAGCCCGCCGAGCGCAGCUCCAGCAAGAAGAACCGGAAGAGAAAGGUGGUGUCCGACGACGAAGAGGACGAUGAAGAGGAGGAAGAUGACGAUGACGAUGACGAAGAUUCAGAUGGCUCGUCGCGCCGGAAGAAACACAAGAAAGGGAAAAAGAAGCGUCGUCCCCUUGGUGCCGAUUUCAUCUUGCACGAUGUUGAUGUCGACGACGAUGAUGUGGAGGAGGAUGAUUUGAGUGACGAUGAGAUUGGCGCUUUGGACAGAACGGAGCGCGAGGAAGCUGAGAAGACGAUGCGCGAGCUCGACGCCGCUCGUCGAAAGGAGCACGACAGGCGAAACAUGUUCAAGGACAUGUCAGCCGAAGAGAUCGCCAAGUACUAUGAGGAACGUUAUGCGGAUGAGAGCCGUGCUGCGCCGGUUGACUAUGACGAUGAUGCGGGAUACUCUGACGACAUCACACAAACCGGCUUGCUCCCCUCGACGAAAGAUCCCAACUUGUGGAUUGUCAAGUGCCGAAUGGGUGAGGAAAAGCUCGUCUGCAUGCAGCUGAUGAGGAAGGCAAUCGCAUACGAGACAACUGAGAAUCCUCUUCAAAUCAAAUCCGUCAUCUACAAAGAGGGCUUGAAAGGCAUGCUCUACGUGGAAGCUUUCAAACAGGCCCACGUUACGCAAGCUGUCGAAGGAAUCGGAUCGUUGAACCAAUUCAAUGUUGUGAUGGUGCCUAUCAAAGAAAUGGUCGAUUCUCUGCGCGUCGUCAAGAAUAUUCCUCAGCUGAAACCCGGUACCUAUGUCCGUCUGAAGCGAACGCAAUACAAGGAUGACUUGGCACAGGUCGACUGGGUGGACGUCUCGCAAAACAAAGUCAACCUCAAGCUGCUUCCUCGUAUCGAUUAUACCAAAAUGCGAGGGGCACUACGCACGGAUGCCGAUCGAGCUAAAAAAGGUCUACGACGGCCUGGACCACAGCCAUUUAAUCUCGAAAAGAUCAAGGAGAUUGGAGGCGAAGUGACAAAUGACGGCGACUUCAUUAUCUUCGAGGGCCAACAUUAUCGACGCGGAUUCCUCUACAAAUCUUUCCCGCUAUACGCAAUCAUCGACGAAGGCGUGAAGCCAACCAUUGCCGAGCUCGAGAAAUUCCAAGAAACUUCAGAUGAUCUCAAAAAGGAUUUGGAGAAGACUUCGCUCAAAGCUUCUACGACCAAGUUUUCGCCAGGAGACAUCAUUGAAGUAGCGGAGGGUGAAUUGGUCAACCUGCGCGGUAAAGUCAUCACUAUCGACGGCGACCAAGUUCAUUUCAUGCCGGAGCACGAGGAUCUGGAUGAACCAAUCACAUUGAGCGCGGCUGAUCUGCGCAAGUUCUUCAAGCCUGGAGAUCACGUCAAAGUUUUGGAAGGAAAGUACGAAGGGGAUACUGGUCUUAUCAUCCGCGCUGAGCCUAACGAAGUCGUGAUAUAUUCCGAUCUGACGAACGACGAGAUGCGGUGCCGUCCCCGUGACGUUCAACUUUGCGCAGAUGUCUCCAGCGGUGUUGACUCCCUGGGAAAAUAUCAAUUCCACGAUCUGGUGCAAAUCGACCGGGAGACUGUUGGAAUGAUUACUCGGUUGGAAAAGGAGAACGUCGAAGUCCUGAAUAUGUACGGCAAGAUUGUGAAACUCAAGCCGCAGGCGCUACUUGGUAAGAAAGAGGACAAGUGGGCCCAGGCGCUCGACCAACAAGGCAACAGUAUUCAAGUCAAAGACGCCGUCAAGGUUGUCGAUGGACCGUUCCACAGCAGCAGACCGGGAGAAGAAGAAAAAACCGGCGAGAUCAAGCACCUGUUCCGCACUUUCUGCUUUGUGCACUCGCGCAAGUUCCCGGAAAAUGGUGGCAUUUUCGUGACCCGGCCCCGCUGCCUCCUUCUGCAGGGCGCCAAGGUCGAUCGUCAACAGGAUGCGCCAGGCCUCAGCCGGAUGCCAGCCCCGUUUGCUUCCCCAAGACACGCCGGUUCGAUGACGCCCGGCCCGAAUGCUUCACCGAUGCGGGGCGGCAGCACUCCAGGUCCAUUCCAAGGUGGCCCAGCUACGAACAUUGGCAAUGCAAAAGUGCGUCGUGACACCUCCAUGGUGGGAAAGAGCGUGCGGAUCACCAAGGGACCUCUCAAAGGCUAUUUCGGAAUCGUCAAAGAUGCCACAGCCGAAACGAUGCGCGUGGAACUGCACGCUUCUUGCAAGACCAUCCUUGUCGACGCCAGCCGAAUAAAGCUGGUCUCCGACGUGCCUGGUGGCGACGCCGUGUCGGAUUAUCUCAAGACUCCCUCCAGCUACACGGGCACCAAGACGCCGGCGUACGCUGGUGGAAACAAGACUCCGGCCUAUGGUGCUCAGACUCCGGCAUAUCAUCAAGGAGGUCGCACACCACAUUAUGGGGCCCAGACGCCUGCCUAUGGAGAUGGAGGUCGCACGCCAGCCUAUGCUGACGGUGGACGUACACCAGCUUACGGCGAGGGUGGUCGCACUCCUGCUUAUGCGGAUGGUGGUCGCACUCCCGGCUAUGGUGAUGGCGGCCGUACGCCAGCUUAUGGCAGCGAAGGCGCUCGUACGCCCGGCUAUGAAUCUAUGGGCGGCCGUACCCCGGCCUAUGGUGCUGUCACCCCAGCGCGUAGCGAGCACCGCAGCCCCUCGCCGGCUUCAUCAUCGGACGACGAAGAGGAUCGUCAGCGUCAACCUGAGCCACAGCCAGAAGUGGACUACGAUUCUCCGGCGUCGCCCAAUUAUGCGGCCCCGACUCCGGGCAGCAUGAACCCUCGCACGCCAUCCGCCUACGAAAACUACCCGAUGUCCCCCGGUGGAUACAGCGGAAACGAGGCGACUGGAUCUUCGAUUCCCCAAAACUACCUGGACGGCGGUGAAUGGCUGAACGAGGGCAUGAUGACGACGAUCAGGAACAACUACGAUAAGGAAGAGGCCCGAGGAAUGCGAGGCAAAGUCGAAGAGGUUCACGAUGAGUACUGUGUGCUUUGGGUGAACGACUUGGAGAGCAAGGUCCGUGCCUACUUCGAUCAGUUGCUCCCCGUCAAGCCGGAUAUUGGAACAUUGGCACGUGUUAUCUACGGCGACGAGACCGGCUGCCUCGGUACCGUUGUUUCAAUCGACGGCUCUGAUGCAAUCAUACAGAUUGCCGAAGGCGAUUUGCGUCUCGUCGAAUGGGGCUGCUGCUGCCAAAUCGUGCACGACGGC